Meloidogyne enterolobii is the source of this 374-nucleotide messenger RNA. NCBI's taxonomy places the organism in Eukaryota, Metazoa, Nematoda, Chromadorea, Rhabditida, Meloidogynidae. The record is from the annotation of a GenBank genome assembly.
GGCUUUGCGCCGUGCCGCAUAAAGCAAAUAAUUUUGGCCUUUUUAGAUUUAAAAUAUUUAACAUUUAUUUCCAAUUUCCAACACAAAUGCAUUUUUGGCGGUCUUUAAUCAAACAAUCUACACGUGCAGCUAUAAUUAUUCUUCCAAUAAAACUUUCAGUUGACAGCGGAGUUUGGUCGACGAAUGCGGAGAAAGGCGCUUCAUUGUAUUCUCGUUUAAAAUCUGAUGUUAUUCCUGGAACUAUUGUUUAUUUUGAAGAGAUACCCUCCUUUUCUGAUGCUAAAUUGUUGUUAGUCAAGAAAUGGAAUGGAUUUGUUAAUUGUACGUUUGCAAGUGCCAAUCGAGCUGCGAAAAUGCUUGAGAGGAAGGAAUGA